CCAUCAUGGAAUUGUCUACAUUGGGCUCCUGGCUGCUGAAUCCGUUUUUAGGCCGCAUUCCCGCCUCAGACACCGCAGACACCGGCGUCGUGACUCAUGGACCGGUCUACCGCCUCCCCGCCGAACUGCUUGCCAUCAUCCUACACUUCUCGCGGAGCAUCGAUCCCCCAACCACAAGAAAUGGCAGAUGCGACGGGGGAGAGGACCCGUUAUAUCUCGGGUGGAUACGCCUUACCCAUGUCUGUCAGUAUUGGCGGCACGUCGCACUGUCCGAUUCAGCUCUUUGGGACGAUAUACGCAUAGACUUUUUGGGAGAGUUUUGGGCCCGCGAGAUGAUAUCCCGGUCGAGGUCUUGUCCUUUGACUAUAACGCACGAAUACGAGAAACAUGAGGCUGUAGCCACCGAUAUCUUCGAAAACCACCUCGACCGCGUUCAAUUCAUCCACCUCGUCGAUGUGGGCGCCGCGCUCAUCUUGUCCAUGGCCCGCCCUGCUCCUGUGCUUCAAAGUCUGGAAAUCGAUGUAACCGCUCCAGAAGAUAACAACCUGCCGUAUAUCGUUCAUCUACCAGCCACAUUCCUCGCCGGCUGCGCUCCGCGCCUGAAAACUCUCAUUCUGGAGAACGUUACUCCUCCUUGGAACUCCCCCAUACUAUCUCACCUCACCACCUUGAGCCUUCGCUAUUCGAAACCGAACUCACAAACGACUCGACCCUUUGAAUUGCGGGAACUGCUACAAGCCUUGCAACGCAUGCCCUCCUUGCAAACGCUUGGGCUUCAGAACUGUCCAACGCCAUUCUUGGGUCCUACGCCUACCAGUGGCACUAUCAAGCUCCCGAAUCUCACCGUGCUGAAUGUUGGGAAGGUUUCGACCUCCAGUUUCGUCCGUUUCGGAAGCCUCCUCGUGCUACCAAACCUUCGACGUCUCACAAUACAGUCCUUCGUCCCUGUAUUGUCCACGGCGGCUUGGGACGGUUUUUUCAACACAUUGAAGUCUCUCUUCCCAGACUCGUCUUUUGUCGAUGCCUCCCCUCGCGCUCAGUUCCACAGGCUUGUCAUACAUGCCCAUCUGUGUAGACAAGGGGACAACAUCUUUCAUUAUCGAGUCAACGCAACUUCACUGGCCACCAGCUCGUGUUAUCGCACCUGUUUAAAGUUCAUUGUCCAUUCAGCCGCCUCUCCCACCGAGUUUUGCAAAGCUCUACUCGCGUCGCUUCCUUUCCAAGAUCUCAGUAUCUUAAUCUUGGCCGACGAGUCCUCAGCCAAAACAACAAGGUUACCAUCGACAUUCCCGGACUGGUCCUGGACGGAAGAAGAUUGUCGUUCCUUCUUCACCUCUCUACCGAGCUUGAAGAUGGUAGUCUGCGGUCAUAGGGACCUCACUUCAUUUUGGGAUUCCUUGUUCCCAUCUAGUCCCAGAACGGCCGAGGAGUUCGACAUGGCGAUGUCAGUCAUUACGCAGGCCUUAGCUCAAGAGUCGCAGGUCACAAAACGUAUCGCCGAUUUACUCUCGAAAAGCCCGUAUCGCCGGCUCGCCCACUUACCGCGCUUUAUGGACGUGGUACUCGCUGAAGCAUCGUCAAGUGGCCCCGCGUCUGGGUCUCACUCGCUCUCCGACGAUUCUCACUACCUACCCGAUAUAUCGUGCGACGCGAUGGUGGUGCUCCCGAGGACGAGAGAGAGAAAAAAGGUGGCCGACGAAGUCGUUUGGAAGACUCGAUCGACGGUGACGGUCGGGUCGGGGGAAACACAGGAGGAAAUCAGUAAGGAAGCCGUGACGACUUUCCGUUUGUUUUGAGGAUGUGCCAAGGUGUAUCAUUUUAGGAUCGUGCGCCUCAGCGACUGUCACUCAACCUCAGCCGAUCCAUUCUUUCCAUUUGACUGACCUCGAUACAACUCCUUCGUCCUUUUCGCUGUCUACGACUUCCAUAUGAGCUUUCUUCUGCACGUGAGAGACGGUUUUCUUCCACGAUCCCCUCUUCAACUCUUCAAACCAGUUAUACUCUGUCCACCAACCCGCC
Molecule: messenger RNA, 2019 nt
Organism: Stereum hirsutum FP-91666 SS1
Lineage: Eukaryota; Fungi; Basidiomycota; Agaricomycetes; Russulales; Stereaceae
Exons: 2
Coding region: 6-1796 (596 amino acids)
Source: RefSeq, a predicted model, not a curated record